AUGGUAACAGUAACUGUGCUAUGGGGUCGAACAUUGGCCGAACCGGACUGCAACAGUGUGCUAAUAACGAUGGCUCCAUGCAUUGAUUUCGUGACUGGAAACUCCUCGAACCCGACGGCCACAUGCUGCUCGAAAUUAGAUCAUGUUGUCGGCACACAACCGAGUUGCCUUUGCCUGGUGAUCAGUGGGGAUGGUAUACCGGGAAUGCCGAAGAUAAACCAGACGCAGGCUCUAGCACUCCCUGAACUUUGCAAUGUGACAGCUCCUAGCGAAUGCAAAAGUAAAAAAAAGGGACCAAUAUGUUCAAUUUCGUUAAAUUUAUACUUAUAUUAG
This is a messenger RNA of Hibiscus syriacus, 333 nucleotides long. Its product is annotated as non-specific lipid transfer protein GPI-anchored 19-like. The record is from RefSeq and is a predicted model, not a curated record. The coding region runs from base 1 to 333 and encodes 110 amino acids. Gene Ontology annotation, molecular function: lipid binding. Gene Ontology annotation, biological process: lipid transport. The transcript has a single exon. Lineage: Eukaryota; Viridiplantae; Streptophyta; Magnoliopsida; Malvales; Malvaceae.